CAUCGUUCGUACAAUUUUAGUCGCAGAAAACACUCACAAAGACACACAGAGUGUUCGUUGACGACACACACACACAACAAAAGCUCGCCGGAAAAUCUCGCUCCGGAGAUUCCGACGAAGGUGGUCACGGCGGUGCUCCUCCUUCGUCCCGAAACUGAGGGCCUCAAAGUAUAAACUUUGGUAGUGGGUUGGAUCUGGCGGUGUAUGAUGGGAUCUUGCAUAUGCCCGUUGGAGACUCCGGCGAGGUUGCUUUGGACCACAAGCUUCUUCCGUCAUAAGCUUAUGAUCUUCUAAUAGUUACUAAUUCACACACAAACAAAACACUUCAUAACAACAACCCUUCUGAAAUUCUCAACACUAGUUUCGAAAAACAGAGUAAAACACACAGAACAAACACACACAUACAAGAGCAAAGACACCUUUUAAGUACUAAGGUGUCUCUUUCUCUCGCCGGAAAGUGUCUCUGGCGGCGGUGAUUGACCGGAGUGCCAUGGAGUCUGGACGGAUUUUCUUUGAUGCCUCUGCUUCUCGCGGGAACAACAUGCUCUUCCUCGGCAACACUGAACUUGCUUUUCGAGCAGGGAGAUCGAUAAUGAGCAUGGAGGAAGCCUCAAAGAGGCGACCUUUCUUCACCUCACCGGACGAACUGUAUGAUGAGGAGUAUUAUGAGAAGCAGUCGCCGGAGAAGAAGAAGCACCGCCUCAGUUCCGAACAGGUCCAUCUGUUGGAGAAGAACUUCGAGGAAGAGAACAAAUUGGAGCCUGAGAGGAAGACCCAGUUGGCUAAGAAGCUGGGAUUGCAGCCCAGGCAGGUGGCUGUGUGGUUUCAGAACCGCAGGGCUCGAUGGAAGACCAAGCAACUUGAAAGGGAUUAUGAUGUUCUCAAGUCUUCAUACGACACCCUACUUUCAUCCUACGAUUCAAUUAUGAAGGAGAAUGAGAAACUCAAAUCUGAGGUGGUAUCCUUAAAUGAGAAGCUUCAAGUUCAAGCUAAAGAGGUGCCUGAGGAAACAUUAUGUGACAAGAAAGUCGAUCCACUUCCAGUAGAUGAAGAUAUGGCUCCGAUUUUCAGCACAAGAGUGGAGGACCACCUGAGUAGUGGGAGUGUUGGAAGUGCGGUGGUGGAUGAGGGUAGUCCACAGGUGGUUGUUGACAGUGUUGAUUCAUACUUUCCAGCUGACAACUAUGGUGGAUGCAUGGGCCCGGUCGAAAGGGUUCAGUCUGAACAGGAGGAUGGGAGUGAUGAUGGGAGGAGUUACUUGGAUGUGUUUGUGGCAUCUGAAACUGAGAAUCAAAACCAUGAGGAAGGAGAGGCAUUGGGUUGGUGGACUAAUAUGUAUUAUGUUGGGUAAAUGAUAAUGCAGCAGUGCUUUUGAAAUUUAGAUGCUUAAUUAAGAAAAGGUAAUAAUAUUGUUUAAUUAGAUGUAUCAUGUGGGCGAGAGGAGGAAAAAGUGAAAGCCCGAUUUGGCUGGCUUGGACCCCUAGCAGUUGGAGUGUCCUUAAGCCAAGGUUUAAUAAAUAAAGUCUAAUAAUUUGGUCAUUUGUGUUGGUUAAUGGUUGUACUGUCAGAAUUACAGUAAGUAUAUUUCUUGUUCGAGUAUUAAAACAUGGCUAAUUAGUACUUUACAAAA
Glycine soja is the source of this 1630-nucleotide messenger RNA. Its product is annotated as homeobox-leucine zipper protein HAT5-like. Bases 491 to 1351 code for a protein of 286 amino acids. Gene Ontology annotation, molecular function: DNA-binding transcription factor activity, RNA polymerase II-specific; sequence-specific DNA binding. The record is from RefSeq and is a predicted model, not a curated record. Gene Ontology annotation, cellular component: nucleus. The transcript is spliced from 4 exons. Gene Ontology annotation, biological process: positive regulation of DNA-templated transcription. NCBI's taxonomy places the organism in Eukaryota, Viridiplantae, Streptophyta, Magnoliopsida, Fabales, Fabaceae.